This is a messenger RNA of Opisthorchis viverrini, 2246 nucleotides long. RefSeq lists its product as hypothetical. Gene Ontology annotation, biological process: carnitine metabolic process; fatty acid metabolic process. The record is from RefSeq and is a predicted model, not a curated record. Bases 79 to 2154 code for a protein of 691 amino acids. The transcript has 15 exons. Gene Ontology annotation, molecular function: carnitine O-palmitoyltransferase activity. Gene Ontology annotation, cellular component: mitochondrion. Lineage: Eukaryota; Metazoa; Platyhelminthes; Trematoda; Opisthorchiida; Opisthorchiidae.
AAUAAGUUUUACAAUGGCCUGUAUCCUGCCAAACCCGGAAGCUGGCCAAGCACUGCGAUCUUGGUCUUUAUAUGCUCAAUGCUUGGUUGGGAUGUGAGCUUUGGGGUAGUCCCAAGUUUGGAAAGUUACUUGAAAAGGCAUCUUAUUUCGGACAUGGUUAGAUGUCACAUGGUUGCUUCACUACUCUAUUCGUUAUUCCUGUGGAUAUCCGGGGCUCUCAUCAAGAGAUACACUUUGUUGUUCCUCUAUAGUUACACGCAAUGGAUUUAUGAGAUUCAUUCUGGUCAGUCUUGGAAAACUAAAAUUUGGGCAGUGCUGGUGAAGCUGUGCAAAGGUAAACAUCCACGUCUGUACAGUUUUCAAGGGGCACUUCCACGGCUUCCAUUGCCGUCCGUCUCUGACACCAUACGACGAUACUUGCUUUCUGUGGAGCCAUUACUGGAUGAGGAUCAGAUGCAACGGACUAAGAAACUCGCCCAAGAUUUCGAGACCAACGAGGCGGUGAAGCUUCAGCGUUAUUUACGACUGAAGCGACUCUGGGCUUCUAAUUACGUAACAGAUUGGUGGGAGGAAUACGUCUACUUAUAUGGUCGAUCUCCGUUGGUUGCACACUCAAAUAUCUACGGACUGGACACUCUGAUGCGACACCCAACUAACCUUCAAGCUGCCCGCGCCGCUCAGUGCAUCAGUUCCCUGAUCAACUACAUGUUCCAGCUGCUAACCGAGCGACUGGAACCCGUCAUUGUGAACGACAUGGUACCACUUUGUAUGAUACAGUACGAACGGACCUUCACAACCACUCGGAUUCCCGGCAUUCAGGUAGAUACGCUGUGGCAUGAUCCGGCGACGCCACAUCACAUUGUGGUUCUGCACCGAGGACGCUAUUUCAAAGUUCUCAUACACAACGAGAAUCGAUGGCUCGAUGCUCGUGAAAUAGAACGAACACUACAGAGCAUCAUUGAUGACCCCACGGAGGCGCUUCCCGGUGAAGAAAUUUUGGCCGCACUAACCGCUGGUGAACGGACCCACUGGGCGGUGACACGUAGGCAAUUCUUCAACACUGGUGUCAAUGCCGCCUCCUUGAGGGCCAUCGAAGAGGCGGCGUUUUUUGUCUCCUUGUUGGAUGAGGACCACAUCCCUAACUUGUUAGAGGACGAAGAUGCGGUUGAUCGAUAUGCAGCUGCCACACUUCACGGAACUGGAUGCAAUAUCUGGUUCGACAAGUCGUUCACGCUCAUGGUUGCACGCAACUGUGUGGUUGGCUUCAAUGCAGAGCAUUCAUGGUCAGAUUCACCCGUAAUGGGCCAUUUGUGGGAAGUGAUACUAUCAAGCAAGACAAAUUACGAUCAUAAUGGGCACUGUCGUGGGCGAGCUACUUCUCCUCUGCCAUUGUGUUCUCGACUUUCUUGGGACUUUUCCGACCAGUGCAUCGAUGCGAUGAAGACAGCUCUGAAGGUAGUAACCAAUGUGAUCAGUGACGUACAUCUGCACGUUUUUCCUCACCGAGCCUACGGGAAGAGUUUUAUUGCAGCGCAGCGUCUUUCACCGGAUGCUUAUAUUCAAAUGGCACUGCAACUGACUUAUUUCCGAAAUUCUGGAAGAUUCUGCCUUACCUAUGAGGCAUCGAUGACUCGCCUGUUCCGCGAGGGGCGCACGGAAACUGUCCGAACCUGUUCAAAAGCCUCCGUUGCUUUUGUCAGGGCAAUGGAGGAUCCUAAUGUCGGAAAAGCCGAACGCUUGAGUAAGCUCCGGGUCGCUUGUGACUACCACCAGUCGCUCUAUCGCGAUGCUAUGACUGGCAAAGGAGUAGACCGCCAUUUGUUCUGCCUGUACGUAGUCUCACGGCACCUGGGAAUUGAGUCACCUUUUCUACAGGAAGUUCUAGCCCAACCUUGGCGUCUUUCAACCUCACAAACUCCACAUGGACAAACUGCUCAAGUGCGGAAUCUGCCCCAGUUUGAUGACUUCUUCUCGAUUGGCGGCGGUUUCGGGCCAGUUUCCGAUGAUGGCUAUGGGGUUUCGUAUGUCUUGGCCUCAGAGACUACCACAUUCUUUCAUAUUUCUUCCAAGCAUUCUUGUCCCAAAACGGAUUCGAAGAAAUUCGCAUCACAACUGGCCACUGCACUGGCCGAUAUGCGCGCCUUGUUCACGUGAUUGAUCAUCCUUGCCAUUUAGACAUUUUUAAACUCGCAGUCAUAUUGUAUUUUGCUUGUACGUAGCUUCUGAUGCUUUUCUUACUUUCCCAG